AUGCUUGUCCCUAAUGCCAUGCGUGUCCCUAAUGCCAUGCGUGUCCCUAAUGCCAUGCUUGUCCCUAAUGCCAUGCUUGUCCCUAAUGCCAUGCUUGUCCCUAAUGCCAUGCUUGUCCCUAGUACUUGGGUUGAGAACUACGAGAGGGAGUUGAGAGAGAUGGAGGGGGUUUCCAAGUAUGAGUACGUCGCCUCCAUCCGCAGGAAGAGCUGUGGCUUCUCAAGAGGGGCUUCCAAGUACCGCGGAGUCACCAGGCACCAUCAGCACGGGCGGUGGGAGGCACGCAUAGGGCGAGUCAUGGGCAACAAGUACCUCUACUUGGGGACCUUUGCCACACAGGAGGAGGCAGCAGAGGCAUACGACAUAGCAGCAGUGAAGUACCGAGGGCUCAAUGCGGUUACCAACUUUGACCUCAGCCGCUACAUUGAUGGGCUCAGCUCUCAGGCAGAUGACCCUCAACUAGCGGAGGAACCAGUGAAAGCGGAUUCUGCAGUGCAGCAGGCCAUCUCGGACCCGGUUCCCCAGUUCCUCCCAUUCCAAAGCGACCAUGCAGCUGCAUGUUUCGCUCAAGCAGCAUCGGUUGAUCUCAGUGCUCCCCUGCCCCUGGCACUGCAUUCAGCGCACGUUCUGUCAGCAGGCACGCCAAACAUGGUGCCCUUGUACAGCCAGCAGAGCAUAGAGGUGGACCAGCAGCACCACGAUGGCAGGCCUCUCCCAAGCUUUGCUGCUUGCGGCAGUGCGGGCCCGCGCCGUCAGCGCGCAGAUGGCGGGAUUGAAUCAUCGCACGCGCGAGACGACCAGACUAUAAUCACGGCUGCGGAGACGAUUCAUACCGCUGCGGCGGCGGCGGCGGCGGCGGAGGAAUUUUAUGAGGAGGCGGAGGAGGGGGAGGAGGAGGACGGGAGCGAGUUUUUGGAGCGCGCGCGGAGCCUGCAGGAGGCGGAGGACGAGCGCGCGUACGAGCCGGAGGAGCAGAUCGACGUGUCGCGCUACAGCCUGCCGCUGCUGACGCCGGGCGGCAAGGAGGGUGAGGUGCUGGGCGGCUGA
Messenger RNA from Closterium sp. Yama58-4, 1047 nucleotides. NCBI's taxonomy places the organism in Eukaryota, Viridiplantae, Streptophyta, Zygnematophyceae, Desmidiales, Closteriaceae. The record is from the annotation of a GenBank genome assembly.